This is a messenger RNA of Penicillium robsamsonii, 231 nucleotides long. RefSeq lists its product as uncharacterized. The record is from RefSeq and is a predicted model, not a curated record. The transcript has a single exon. NCBI's taxonomy places the organism in Eukaryota, Fungi, Ascomycota, Eurotiomycetes, Eurotiales, Aspergillaceae. The coding region runs from base 1 to 231 and encodes 76 amino acids.
AUGGUAUAUGGUCAUGAACAACCCUAUGACGAUAUUAUCCUCAGCGCCGUGGGAUGGGAUCGCCGAUUUGGGGAAAUGGAAUUUCCAGAACUGAACGGCAAUCAAGUUUUUGGUCUUAUUUUUGCUUGUUGGUACAAUGUCUAUCCUACGAUGGCCUUGCUAGCGUAUGAUUUCAAGCGCAAGACAAAGGAUAUGACGAAUGCAGAAUACGCCCUCACUCUGCAGAGAUGA